Molecule: messenger RNA, 2370 nt
Organism: Cylicocyclus nassatus
Lineage: Eukaryota; Metazoa; Nematoda; Chromadorea; Rhabditida; Strongylidae
Source: the annotation of a GenBank genome assembly
AAUAUAGUAGCUUUAAUAACGAACGUUGUUCAGGGGCUGUUGGCCGUGUAUGAUUGCUGAUCCACCGCUCAUUUCAUGGUAUCGAGCAGUGCGAUGGAUCUUGGCAGACCUGAUCGAUCCUUAUGCGACGACUAUAUGUUCGGGUGCAUCCCUGAUGAGGGCGACGACGAAAAUGCAUGUGUAGCAGAAGAAAUCGAUGCCAUUAAUGAUGAAACGUUUGGAGAUGACAUGCAGGAUUCGAUCAACAGCGAGUUGGAGGACUAUGCGGCACAGACUGCUUGUUUGCGUCUUGACGAUGCACCAUGGGAUGCUCCAGGAUGCUCAAAAGCUCCUGCGCCAGAUGCCUCUAACGUUCCUCUUCCUGACUUUGACAUCUUCGGGAACUCAUUCACUAGUUUUGGCACCGAAUCAAUGGCAAAACUCGACUCACUGUGGUCACAGCAGUCAAACAACUUGUACGAUAUCUGGGGAGAGCAGAAAGUUGCCACCACUAGUGCUGGAGCAAAUACUAUUUUGGCACAACCUUUAAAAAAUGAGAUGACAUCAAUACAGGUCAGUAAACCUCCAAAUGUGUACUCGAUGGCAGAUGAGGUCUCGAGGAACUUCUCAAUGUCCAACAGUUCUGUCCCGUUUCCUCAUUCACAUCCUGCCUCCUUGCCCCCAAUGCCUCGCGCUUCGACGUUGGAGGAUCUGGAACGUCAACAUUUACGAAACGCACCUCUGGUUAACACUUGUACCGUCAAUAAUGUGAAGUCAGCCGCUGUGAAUGCUGCUGAUCUGGAACGCCGAUUCAUUGAAGAGGCUUCAGUCACGCCAGCGAUGGUCAGAAACCAUAUGCAACCGUGUGUGGUGCCUCAAGGAUACCCUCCCAUGCCUUCUCCUCAAAGUCAAGCACCUGCUAGAGUGGCUACGAACAUUCUCCCGAACUUUGGCAAUGUUCCUCCACCCAUGGCUCUUCCGCCCUUUCUUCCUCCUAUGAAUCCGAUGAUGCUUCCACUGGUGCCAAUUUGGCUUGAACAUCUUGCUGGACGAACUCCUUGUCUGCCACCUGGGUGUCCUCCUGUACCACCUCUUUUGCGAAUGGUAUUCGACACCGUCAAGGACCCCGUGAUUGUCAUGGAGAUGCUGAGAGCCGCCCCAUUAGCUGCUCCAGUCCCUCCGCCUUUUCCCUUUCCGACGCAGAGCUAUGAUCGGCGAACGCCUUGGCAACGCAAAGCUCCUGGAAUGCCAUCAGGUCGCACAAUUGAAGAUCUUGCAUUUGAUCAAUUUGCGGGUUACAUGUCGUGCAAGGAGAGAGAAUGGCUAGUUAAAAUACAGAUCUUGCAAUGCCAAGGGACAGGCGUACCAUACGACGAUGAUUAUUAUUAUACAAUGUGGCGAGAGAAGCAAAUAGCCCUUGGUUGGAAACCCAAGCAGGUGAACACCCCGCGUGAUUCAGCUCCUGAUAGAUCUAAAGACCAUGAGCAAAGAAGACGGCGAAUUAAUGGCUCUCGCUACGAUAGCACUAGUCAACCGAAAGAAGUUGUUCCUUUGAACGUGAAAUUCAAAGGAGCGUUGGGACUACCGUCUAAGUCAUCCACCAACAACCCAAGACAUCUAAUUAGCGUAGAACAUAAUGUCGAAAACACAGAAGAUGAUGCCAUCCAGCGCGCUGGAAAGCAGAGGAAAUUAAGAACUCUUCUGCUACGAUUGGAGUCUGCUCUUACGCUUUUGAUUGAAUGUCAAGACAGACGCGUGAAGAUGCGCAGUCUUGGGCAAAACAAUGAUGCACUGCUGGCAGAGAUAUCGGACCGAGUGGAUACCGUUUUCAGAGAACUGAUCGCUGAAGAUCUUGUCAAAAUCUUGCAGCUUGGCAAAGGACGUUCUGUCGUAGCUCGCACCAUUGGUGUUGGUUGUCCCAAGGACGUCAUUCGCAUUGUGAUGGCACUGUUUUCUGUGAUGAGUUUAUGCCCCAAAAAGUGCCUCGACGAUAUCAAUAGUGACUUGAUCUUCCCAUUAUUCAAUGGACUGAUGACUCUUAGCCGAGAGCAACUUAUGACUCUCACUUCAACAUUAUUCAUUUCUACCAUACAAGAAAACUUGCUGAGUAAGAACAUAUUUUGUCGAGAUGCUUUGGUAACCCUGUUAUUCGCUUGCGCCAAACGCAAAGCCGUUUCUCAGACCAUUGUGCGGUGGUUGUGUGGUCCACCCGAGGAAAUAAACUUUGUUGACGGAUGGUCAUCGCCGCUGUCUAGAUGGCGAGAACUUCUACCGCAGGUUUCGGACGCAGACGUGCAAAUGUUAGCUGAUUGGCUGCUUCUUCUCUGCAGUGAUACACACUUCAACUCACUCGCUAAACUACUCGCAAAUUUUCUCAUUGCGUGUAAAUAA